AUGUCGUCGAGUUUGUUAAAGUCAGAACAGGACGUGAGAAAAUGGAUAAUCACGUUGAAGCUGUCGUACGGGGAGGUAUGUGAAAAGUUUGGAAUCGACAUUAACAACGAUCGUCGUAACGCCUUCUUCUGGAACAUGAUGCUUGAUAAAAAAAUUAUCAUCAACGAAGAGUUGUUGUCUUGGUGCGGUUAUUAUGAGACGAGUCAAGACGAUUCUAGGUCAGAUGACGUCACCCAACAAAGACAAGUCUCGACGCGUUACGAGUUUACAACGAUCACGUUGAAUCGACGUGAUCUU
Molecule: messenger RNA, 297 nt
Organism: Brenthis ino (lesser marbled fritillary)
Lineage: Eukaryota; Metazoa; Arthropoda; Insecta; Lepidoptera; Nymphalidae
Source: the annotation of a GenBank genome assembly